UGAUUAAAUCAGAUCAAAGCGGGGCAUUUGAGAGCAAUUUUUGGUUGAAGGGUUUCAAAGUUGAGCAGUCGAUCGAAGAAAGAUGUCUGGAAGAGGCAAGGGCGGUAAGGGGCUCGGCAAGGGAGGAGCGAAGAGGCACAGGAAGGUCCUUCGAGAUAACAUUCAGGGUAUCACCAAGCCUGCCAUCAGGCGUCUGGCCAGAAGAGGAGGCGUCAAGCGUAUCAGUGGUCUUAUCUAUGAGGAGACCAGAGGUGUGCUGAAGAUCUUCUUGGAGAAUGUCAUAAGAGAUGCUGUUACAUACACUGAGCACGCUCGUCGCAAGACUGUUACAGCCAUGGAUGUUGUGUAUGCCCUAAAAAGACAGGGCAGAACCCUCUAUGGCUUCGGCGGUUAGAUAUGCUGCUUUUACUUUUUAUUUAUUUUUGGUGUUUUUCAACACCACUUCCUUGAUGGAACUGUCUGUUCGAUGCCUUUACUUUGAGCAGGGCUGGUUUACCAAAAAACUGGUAAUUUUGUUAUAUAUUUGAAAUAAAAGUGGGGUAUAAUUUUGAGUU
This is a messenger RNA of Cryptomeria japonica (Japanese cedar), 554 nucleotides long. RefSeq names its product histone H4. The transcript has a single exon. Lineage: Eukaryota; Viridiplantae; Streptophyta; Pinopsida; Cupressales; Cupressaceae. Bases 83 to 394 code for a protein of 103 amino acids. Gene Ontology annotation, cellular component: nucleosome. Gene Ontology annotation, molecular function: DNA binding; protein heterodimerization activity; structural constituent of chromatin. The record is from RefSeq and is a predicted model, not a curated record. Gene Ontology annotation, biological process: nucleosome assembly.